Polistes canadensis is the source of this 3949-nucleotide messenger RNA. RefSeq names its product integrin beta-nu-like. Gene Ontology annotation, biological process: cell migration; integrin-mediated signaling pathway; cell-matrix adhesion. The transcript is spliced from 13 exons. Gene Ontology annotation, cellular component: cell surface; focal adhesion; integrin complex. Gene Ontology annotation, molecular function: integrin binding. Bases 960 to 3332 code for a protein of 790 amino acids. The record is from RefSeq and is a predicted model, not a curated record. Lineage: Eukaryota; Metazoa; Arthropoda; Insecta; Hymenoptera; Vespidae.
GAAGUUAAAAAUGUCAAAUAAACGAAAAUAAAUAAGGUAAAAAAGUAGCGUAAGAUAAGAAAUAAAAAGUAUACUUGGGCGUGUGCAAUUAUGCGUGUCAGUAUUAAUUACGUGGCGUGUUCUUAUUGGGAUAAUGAAUCGAUUGCAUACUAAAAAGGAAGAAGGAAGAAUCAGAAGUCGCGUCUUUUGUUUUUUUCUUUUUCUCUUCUGUUUUACUGUGAAACGUACGUCAUAAAUGUCCUUGAAGCAUAAAAUAUAUUUAUAAAGAAUAUUUAAUUGAUCGUCAUAGUGAUAAAAUGGUUCAAUUAUCAGUCAUCACGUACUUUUUACGUUCGAUAAUUAUAAUAUAUAUCUAUAAUGUAAAAAAAAGGUUCUAACGUACUAAUAAACAAUUUCUAACUCAUUUACAUUAGAGCCGAUUUCUUUAUCGUUCUUGUCGUAAAAACUUAGAAAGUAAUAUUCCUAUUGCCACAACUGUCUACUUUAAACUAUGAUCGAAGGAAGAUGCACGCACCAUCGUAUGCAUUUACAACAAUGCAUGUCAAUUUUACGCGGUGAAUCCAACAAAGGUUUCCCAUAAAAGGUCGAUUAGUGGUUCCAACGUACAUAAUGGGGGAUCCUGUUUUUUUUUGUGUGCUCUGCCAAAUCAACGAUUCACAAGUAUACGAGAUUUUAUCGUUAUCGUAUAGUAGAUAACGUUAACGUGUAUACGUAUAGAAGCUAAACGUAGAACGCUGUUGCAGCGUUUAGCUUCUAAUUUCUCGCAUUACGUGUAUCCGAUUUCGGAUUGUUCGUUAUAUCGUUCUAUCUACGUACUACGAACGGACGUAAUAUUUCCGCGCGCGUAUAUUACGACGAAGAUCGUAACGUUGAAAUUAAAAAAAAAAAGCAAACAGAACAAAAAGAGAAAAGAUUUAUUAUCUAAUUGUAAAAAACAAAAAAAGAAAAAGAUUCGCGAUAUGACGUACGUGAACUAUUUGACGUUGACUACAAUACUCCUCCUAAUCACGUGUACCGUCGUUAAGUGUUACAUCAUGGAAGAAACUAAACUUUUGAGAUUAUGUGUACCGCAAAAGUCAUGCGAAAGCUGUUUAGAAGCUCACGAUUCUUGUGCUUGGUGCAGUGAUUGGUCGUAUUCAAAUUCAACUCUGGGUAAACCGAGAUGCAAUUUACCGGAACGAUUAAAAGCAUUUGGUUGUCCGAUAGCAGAAAUCAGAAAAGCACCAAGCGCAUACAUGCAGUAUAUAGAAAAUGAAGAUUUUCAAGAUGUUGCGAAAAAUCAAUUACCGGUGCAAUUGAAACCGCAAAAGGUUUACCUCAAGCUAAGACCAAAUUCCAAAAUGGAAAUUAAUCUUCAGUAUCGACCGGCGAAAAACUAUCCGUUAGAUUUAUACUAUUUGAUGGAUUUAACAUGGUCGAUGAGAGACGACAAAGACACUCUCGUUGGUUUGAGCAGAAAAAUGGCAGGAACUUUGGGAAAUUUCACGAACAAUUUUCGUCUUGGGUUUGGUAGUUACGUCGAUAAGCCAUUGAUGCCGUAUAUUUUUCCUGGACACGAAAAUAAUCCUUGUAAAAGCCAACAUACUACGUGUGCUCCACUUUAUUCGUUUAAACAUCAUCUUCCUUUAACCGGGGAUGUCAAUGAAUUCGUACGAAAGGUGAACAAUAGCGACGUUACCGGUAAUGUUGAUAAUUUGGAAAGUGGUCUGGAUGGUGUCAUUCAAGCUAUAGUUUGCGAAAACGUUAUCGGGUGGGGACAUCAAGCACGAAAACUAAUGCUUCUUGCUACCGAUGGAUACUUGCAUUUUGCUGGCGAAGGAAAGUUAGGAGGAGCCAUUAAUCGACAGGAUUUCCUAUGCCAUUUAGAUGAACAGGGUCAAUAUUCUCUCGCCAAGGAAUACGAUUAUCCUUCGUUAGGCGAAGUAUCAAGAUUACUCAAAGAACACAAAGUCAAUUUGAUAUUCGCUGUCACGGAGGAUCGUCGCGAGGAAUACGAAAUGAUGGCAGAUUUGCUCAAAGAAAAAGCUAGAGUAGCAACUCUGGCUGGUAACAGUUCGAAUAUUCUUGAAAUUAUUCAAAAUUCUUAUCACGAGAUCAUAUCGAAAUUAGUUUUUCGCGAUAACUCGACUAGCCCAUUGAAAUUAGAAUAUUUUUCUAAUUGCGGGAAGGAUGGAAUGCAAUUAAAUACGGCCGAGUGCGAUGGUAUUCAAGAAGGUCAAAUAUAUGAUUUCAAGGUCGUCUUUUCAAUGGAAUCCUGUCCGAGAAAUGAAACUCUUUGGAAACAAACAGUGAUAAUAGACGAUGCCUUGGCGUCAGAAGCAUCCGAAAUAAUCGUCCAAGUCGAACUGUUGUGCGGUUGCAAUUGCAAAGAUCAGGAGAGUUCGCGUUGUCAAAAUGGGAUAAACGAAUGUGGUAUUUGCAAAUGCGAUCCUGGAUGGUCUGGAGAAACGUGCGAUUGCGACGAGAGUUCUUGGAUUGAAAAUCGUUUGCAAUGCAUGGAAGAUGACUCGGAGGAGGUUUGUUCGGGUAAAGGGGAAUGCACUUGUGGUAGAUGUAAUUGCGAUGCCGGUUACAAUGGUCAAUUCUGCGAAUGCUCGCCUUGCGAUAAGACUGACGGAAUCGAAUGCGGUGGUCGAGGAACAUGCGAAUGCGGUACUUGUAAUUGCAUAGAAGGCUGGAAAGGAGAUGGCUGUCAAUGUCCAUCGGAGAAUAAACUUUGCAUUGCACCAGGAAGCAAUGAAAUCUGCGGGAAUCACGGAUAUUGCGAUUGUGGCCAUUGUCGGUGUAAUACUACAGCAGCCGAUGGCCUAUUUUAUCGUGGAACUUUCUGUGAAUCGUCAGCGAGUUCUGGUGGUAGCGGUCUUUGCAUUCUUUACGAUUCUUGCGUUAAUGCAACUGUGGAAGUUGCACAAGAUACCGAACAACUGUGUCAGACAAACACCAGUUUCUAUCAAAUUGAAAGAGUGGAUACUGUUGAUACAGGACACGAACAUUACUGUUUCAUUAGAACUACCAAAGAAAGAACAACUUGCAUCAUUCCUUACAUUUAUCAUUUUAACAAGGAUAAUACCGUGACAUUAAAAAUUGCCAACAAGUUUUGCCGUACGUCGUUGCAUGCAGCAUUUAUACCAGGGAUCAUCUUUAUUGCCAUUUUGAUCCUGGGUAUUAUAGGUUUAUGUAUAUGGAAAUGUUGGACUGCCAUACAAGAUAAAAGAGAGUACGCUAAAUUUGUAUUAGAAAAGCAGAAAACUGUAUAUUGUUUAGAUGAAAAUCCAUUGUUUAGGCCUGCCACGACUCAAUUCGAAGUACCAGUGGCGUAUAAAGACAAUUAAUUCUUACUCACAAUCAGAAUCAAAUUUACAAAGUUAUAUAUUAUUUUGGUCGAAAGAAAAACAAAAGUUGUGGGAUUAUUUAUUUGAAGAAAUACUUAGAGGUAAAGUGGACAUUGAUGAUUGUUUAGGAACAUCGUCGGAUAUUUCUUGUUGACACGUUUCAAUCCAAAAAUGAUUGCUAGGCAUAAAGUAAAUUGACUGCAAUUGCCAACAAAAAAAUAAACUUAAUUGUAUUUAACUUAUGUUAAUUUAAACAGGGUGCCUUGCAGUUGGCACCAAAAAUAUAUAUAGUUUUAUUUUUAAUAUAAAUUUGUAUAAAACUAAUUAAAUAUUCUUACGUCAUCCGAGAUACUUUUGACGAUCCAAAUAUAUUCAAAUGCAUCUUGAUACUUAAUCUCAAAAACAGGCCUAUUUUCAGACCAAAUUGCGUGUAUCGAAGAAUUGUCAGGAAAAGUGUAGGAACCUUUUCCAUUCAUCUGUCCACGCACGUCAAUUCCCCCUUUAUAUUGUGUUCCGUUGUUAUGACUUUUUUGUACAGUUAAAAAUAUAGAAAAUAGAGUAAUAGCAUUGAAAUGAAUCGAUAAUAAAAAAAAAAAGAUAUAUUAUAAAUCGUAUUA